AUGAGCUUGUACCUUGUAUGUCAGAUCGCCCAUAGCGAUUGCGGUAGUCACCCUUGUAAUCUCGCGGACCUGCGUGGUCAGACUAGUAGCCAUGGUGUUCACAUUGACUGCGAGCUCCUGCCAGAUGCCCUGGAUGCCCUCGAUAUUGGCCUGGCCCCCGAGUGUCCCGUCGGUAUCAACCUCGCUAGCGACCUUGGAAACUUCCUGGCUAAAACCUUGCAGCUUAUCCCUCAUUGUGUUGAUUUUCUGCUUGAAGGUCGAGAAUUCCUUCUCGAAAGGCUCAUUGAUGUGGGUCUGUUUGCAGAGUUCCUUAUGAGACCUGAUAUGCCAUUUGGUCGCCCACGGCUCGACGUGGAGCCAUACAAAGACCAAAUUACCAUGCUUCUGGCACAGAAGAUACCUAUAAGCAAUAUUUUAGACAUUUUACACGAAUACUACGGUCUCAAAAUGUCACCGAGGACAUUCAAACGUCGCACGCGGGCCUGGGGCAUCCAACAGCGAGCACCAAAUGGUAUCACCAAUAACAGAGCCUUACAAAUGCGUGUUGAGACCCUUAUCUGUGAGGGUAAUCUCUCUUCGAAAGAGAUCCUUCAGGUACUUUCGCUCGAUGAAACACCUAUCUCUACCGACACACUCAGGCGAAUUCGUAGCCUACUUGGUAUACGUCUUCGCAUUGACGACCAGGAUGAUCAGGAGCAGCAGGAGGACGAGAUACUCGAGAUAUUAGUGGACCAACAGGCCAUUGGCCUUGUUGAAGGAUAUGGAAAAGGUCACCUCUGGGCCCAUCUACGCCGUCAUGGUCAUGUCUUCGCCCGAGACCGAAUCUUCGAUCGGUCUCGCGGUGCAUACCGAUGCCCUGGGCCGAAUUUUGUAUGGCAUAUUGAUGGCUAUAUGAAGUUAGAGCUCUUCGGGAUCGAGAUAUAUGCUGCGGUUGAUGGGUAUUCGCGCUAUGUUACCUGGUUUUACGUGGGCAUCAGCACGCGGACCGGAUUCAGUGUCCUCCACCAGUAUCUGAAUACAAUAUCGACCACUGGUUUCCAACCGCGCGCGAUCCGCUCUGACUAUGGUACAGAGACCAUGCUGAUCGCAGACGCCCACUAUGCAUUAAGAAAAGCUGGCGCUGAGGCUGUUGAUGGCCACCCAGAACUACAGUUUACCGACUGCUUUUGGUACGGUCGCAGCACCCAAAACCAGCGCAUCGAGUCCUGGUGGGGACAGCUUACAAGCUCUACGAACUUCGUAUGGCGUGAGCUUUUUAGUUGGCUUCAAGAGCGAGGCUACUACGAGGCGUCUAAGAUCGACAAAGUUGCACUUCUUGCUGUUUACAUGCCUUCAAUUAAGGAUACAUGUGCGGAGUUCGUGCUCACAUGGAACUCCCAUCGGAUCAGGAAGCAGAAGGGUCGCCCCUAUAGCGUUCCAGGCAAGCCAUGGUUGAACUACUAUUACCCAGGGCGUGACGAGGAGGAUAUUAAGGAUUAUAGGCAUCAUAUUGACCCUACAAAGCUUGAUGCUAUCAAGACUGACGUGGGGAGUUGGGAUACUGACGUAUAUCUACCUACAGAGACUAUACACUGGUGCCGUACUCAGCUACUGGGCAUGGGCUUUGACCCUGAAAAACCACCAGCGAGAGACCAUGGCACCCACCCAUAUGUCAAUACCUACCUUCGGUUACGGGAGCUCGCUGUCGAUCAUACCGAAGGGGGCCUCUUUCCCGUCCUCUCACUAUGCGAGAAGCCAACUAUGCCCCCUAACUGGGCGCAGGAUUAA
This is a messenger RNA of Penicillium argentinense, 1767 nucleotides long. Its product is annotated as Clr5 domain-containing protein. The record is from RefSeq and is a predicted model, not a curated record. Bases 1 to 1767 code for a protein of 588 amino acids. NCBI's taxonomy places the organism in Eukaryota, Fungi, Ascomycota, Eurotiomycetes, Eurotiales, Aspergillaceae. The transcript has 4 exons.